This is a messenger RNA of Myripristis murdjan (pinecone soldierfish), 1129 nucleotides long. RefSeq names its product histone H1-like. NCBI's taxonomy places the organism in Eukaryota, Metazoa, Chordata, Actinopteri, Holocentriformes, Holocentridae. Bases 56 to 667 code for a protein of 203 amino acids. The transcript has a single exon. The record is from RefSeq and is a predicted model, not a curated record. Gene Ontology annotation, biological process: nucleosome assembly. Gene Ontology annotation, molecular function: structural constituent of chromatin; DNA binding. Gene Ontology annotation, cellular component: nucleosome.
CCACAGAAAAGUGUGUGAGAGUGUGUGAGAAGAGCACAGACAGACGACAGCAACCAUGGCAGAAGUCGCUCCAGCCGCCCCUCCUGCCGCCGCUCCGGUCAAACCGCAGAAGAAGAAGGCGGCCGCUAAGCCGAGGUCGAAGAGCAGCCUCAGCGUCGGAGAGCAGAUCAUCCAGAUCCUAACAGAGUCCAAGGAGCGCAAAGGCGAGUCGCUGGCCGCCAUCAAGAAGAAGCUGGCCGCCCGGGGCUGCGACGUGGAGAAGAACCGCAAGCGGAUUCUUCUGACGCUCAAGAAGCAGGUGGAUAGCGGCGUCCUGUUCCAGAUCAAAGGCUCCUACAAGCUUAAGAAGGCCGACAAGCCCGACAAGAAGCCCGGAGCCAAGAAACCCGUCAAGGCAAAGAAGCCCGGCGUCAAGAAAGCAGCAGGAACGCCCAAGAAAGCAGCUGCCGCUAAGAAGACCAAGCCAAGCCCGGCCAAGAAGGCUGCCAAGAAGCUUGCGGCCAAAAAAUCACCCAGCAAGAAGUCGGCAAAGAAACCAGCGGCUAAGAAGACCCCGAAGAAGAGCGGGACGUCCAAGAAAGCUGCCCCAAAGAAAGUGGCGGCGAAGAAACCAGCAGCAAAAAAGCUCGUCAAGUCCAAACCCAAACCAAAGACGACCAAGAAGUGAGCAGCUCAACAUCAGCAACAACUCAAAGGCUCUUUUAAGAGCCACACACUCACUCAAAGAGCUCCUUCACCAAAAUGGCACGUGUCAUGUAUUGACAUUGCAUCAGGUCUGAUUAAAAAAUAAAUAAAUAUUUAUCGAUGUGUGGCCACAUGCACAUUACACUCAAAUUAUAGCCAUUAAUUGGCAGUUUUAAUGUUUCAUGUUUGCAGUCUGACAAUGACAUGAUCACAGCAUGUCUUCACACGCAUUCAGGUCUUAACCCAUAAUCUGCUAAAUCAUCCGAUUCUUUCAGAAGGCCAGGCUGUUAACUUUGCUCCUAGAGCAACACCCGGGGCUUCAACCUUGAGGAGACAAAUCUCACUCACAUUUACCAUGUUGUCUCUUUUUAAUGGAAGUAAUUGAAAACUGAAAAAAAAAAAAAAAAAAAAAUUGCAUUGCAUAAAAUUAACUUUUUUUUUUUUU